Molecule: messenger RNA, 2468 nt
Organism: Salmo salar (Atlantic salmon)
Lineage: Eukaryota; Metazoa; Chordata; Actinopteri; Salmoniformes; Salmonidae
Source: RefSeq
CAUAAGCUCCCUGCUCGACAUAGAAGUGAGCUUUCGGGAAUCUGGUCUGUAAUGUUUAUCAUUUGAAUUUUGAAAACGGUGUUCAUGUGAGAACAUUCUGUACGGAAUAAUGUGAGCAAGAGAAAAGCAAGACGUAGACGAACUGUUUUUACGGGUGGGUGGAAAGACGGGCAUCCGGCCUCCGAGGAAGCGCCUAUCGAGGUGUGGAAGUCAGGUCGAAGCAACGUACAUCGUUUCUGGCCCUGCCAGCUCAGCCAACCCUGAGGAGUGUGUGAUGGAGAAGAUGAAGAGGUUUAAGCGGCGUCUGUCUCUAACUCUGCGCUCCAGCCACACCAUAGACGAGUCUCUGUCUGAACUGGCCGAGCAGAUGACCAUCGAGGACGGCGGCAACAAGGACAACGAGCCGAUCGUGCGUAAUGGACGACCGCCCUCCUCUCACAGCAUGCACUCGUUCCUGCACCAGUACACCGGCUCCUUCAAGAAGCCCCCCCUCCGCAGACCACACAGUGUCAUCGGAGGAAGCCUGGGUUCCUUCAUGACCUUCCCCAGCAAUGGCAGCCGCCUCGACAUCGUCCAUGAGAACCUGAAGAUGGGCUCAGACGGGGAGAGUGACCAGGCGUCUGGGACGUCGUCAGACGAGGUGCAGUCACCCACCGGGGUGUGUCUGAGGAACAGGGUGCAACGACGCAUCUCCAUGGAGGACCUGAACAAGCGUCUGUCUCUGCCUGCUGACAUCCGUAUCCCUGAUGGUUACCUGGAGAAGCUGCAGCUGAGCAGCCCUACCUUCGACCAGCCCCUCAGCCGACUCUCACGCAGGGCCUCACUGUCAGAGAUUGGUUUUGGGAAGCUGGAGACCUACAUCAAACUGGACAAACUGGGAGAGGGGACCUAUGCUACAGUAUUUAAGGGGCGCAGUAAGCUGACUGACAACCUGGUGGCGCUAAAGGAGAUUAGGCUGGAGCACGAAGAGGGAGCACCCUGCACCGCCAUCAGAGAAGUGUCGUUACUGAAGGACCUGAAACAUGCCAACAUCGUGACCUUACAUGACAUUGUCCACACAGACAAGAGCCUGACACUGGUCUUCGAGUACCUGGAUAAAGACCUGAAGCAGUACAUGGAUGACUGUGGUAACAUCAUGAGCAUGCACAAUGUCAAGAUCUUCUUGUUCCAGAUUUUGCGGGGGUUGGCGUACUGCCACAAGCGGAAGGUUCUCCACAGAGACCUAAAGCCCCAGAACCUGCUCAUCAACGAGAGAGGGGAACUCAAACUGGCUGACUUUGGUCUGGUGCGGGCAAAGUCUGUCCCCACUAAGACGUACUCCAACGAGGUGGUGACUCUGUGGUACCGGCCACCUGACGUCCUGCUAGGCUCCUCCACACAGAUUGACAUGUGGGGUGUGGGGUGUAUAUUUUACGAGAUGGCUGCAGGUCGGCCCCUGUUUCCUGGCUCCACCGUAGAGGACGAGCUCCACCUCAUAUUCAGACUGCUGGAGUGAUGGCGUCCAGCUCCCCCAUGGUGAACGGGGACAUCUCCCGGGGUCCUAGCUCUCACCCCGGCCACAUCCCCUCCACAGGCACCCUGGAGGAAACGCUGCAGCAGAUGAACCAUCUCAUCCAGGAGAACCGAGACCUGAAGGAGGCGCUGAAGCAGACUAACAUGUCGAUGAAGGAGCGCUUCGAAGGUUUGUCUGUGUGGAGGGAGAAGCAGAGGGAGGAGAAGGAGUUCCUGGAGGGGAGGCUUGAUGAGGCGUGCGGCCUUGUGGAGGCCCUCUACCUCGCACAACCAGGAGCUCAGCAUGAAGGUGGAGGAGCUGGAGGGAGGAGAAGGAGAAGGGAAAGGACAGGCCGAGACAGCCAAUCAGACUGCAGAACUGGAGGCACUGCGUGCCCAGCUGGUGCGUCUGCAGGCUGAGAAGAGUGACCUGGUGGUCAUGAACUCUGAACUCCAGCUCAAGACAGGUCAAGGGUCAGAGGACGACUCCUUCAUAGAGAUCAGGAUUGCUAGAGAGGAUACUGGAAAGGACCUGUAUCAUAAUGAAAGGGACCCCAGGUAUGACAUGAGUGUAUCCAGGCAUGAGUCUGAGGAGCUGACUGUCAGCCAGCUGCUCCAGUCCCUGAGGAAGGAGACCCAGAGGGUGGAGAGGCUACAAAUGGAGCUCCAGGCUACCAGAUCCAGAAUCACAGAGCUGGAGGAGAAAGUAACUAACACGGAGAGCUCCACACAGACCUCACUACUGCCAGAGGUGCUUUCCCCAGCACUAGCCACCACAGCAUGUGGUACUGAGCCAGAACCAGAGGAGGAGCCCCAACAGAACUCUGGGAAGGAGAGGGUAGAUACACAGAUAAGCUCUUACCCAGCCUGUCUCUCACCCUGUAAGAGCAGGGAAGUUAAUAAGAUUGAAAUGUAUUAAUGUACAGUAUGUAAUAGGGAUUUUCCUGGUGAAUAAAAGAAGUCACAGAUAAAGUAAA